CUUUUUGAAAAGUGUCGCUAACGUAUUGUUUGUUCUCCAUCAAUCGAAUCCAACACCAACACUAACAUAUAUUGGUUUGGGUGUUUGAGUGCUAGUACUCGCAAGUGUUGUAUUGGAACGUAGUUAAGUGCGGUGCGGACUGUAACUGUGCAGUGGUAUUGCGUCCACGUUGUCGAUGUUUGUAUUAAUUUUUAAUGAUUUCGUUUUUGUUUUUUUUUUUUUUUAACUGGACAACCAUAACUGGGUGUCGCGCGCACUAACACAUCAGCUGUGGCAAUUUGUGAAGCGUAUAUUUUUAGAAAAAAAAAUAUAAAAAAAAAUAGAUUGAACUUCAAAAUGGCUUUGCUACAAGCUCACUAACUUGGAAAAGUUUUGCCAAAAUUACGCGUUUUUUGUGGCGUUGUGUUGCAUUUGAUGUCAAUUAUUAGCUACUUGACUUGGAGGGGAAUAUUUAUAGGUCUAUAAUAAAUAUAGAAAAAAUUAAAAAAUAAAAAUUAAGAUUUUUGCAUGUGAGCGCAACUUCGAUCAACAAAAAAUGUGCGCUCCACUACAGCAUCGAGCAAAAGUAAGCUAAAGUAUGCAUUUAAGUACUGAAUAACUAUUUCGAGUUCUUGCUUGGUUAUUAAACAUAAACGAAUAAAAUAUACAUAUUUAUAUGUUAAUUUGAAAAAAUAUCGUAUGAUAUAAAAAAGUUAAAAGAAUACUGGAACCUACUACUGUUGUGUAAGAAAAACUACUUGUGAAGAAAGAUGCAACAAAAUGAAUCGAAUAUUUUGAACUUGGCGAUAUUCUAAAACCGAAAAAGCUAUAUUUAAGAUCAACAGCUGAAUGUGAUAAAUACAGAAGCCAAUGAAUCAAAAUAAAAAAGACACGCUUCAAAUGAAGGCAAACAGCUGGAAGUGUUUUAUAAAUAGUAAUAGCAAAAACGGGCAAAAUGCAAUAAAAAAAAAAAUAAAAUAAAUUAAAUGAAGUAAAGUGUUAAUGAAAGCGCAGAAGGUAUCACAUAUCAUCGUAACAUUAAAAAAGAAAAAGAAAAGAAAAACAUGCACUGCUAACUAUUAAGUGUUUCCAACAAAAUAUAACUUAAUUUUUUAAUGCAUACACAUACAUAGAUACUUGUUCAUGCAGCAGGAAAGAAGCGAGCAAGUGAAGCGCGAAAUAACCCGUUCCGCUGUAAAUGAAAUUUUUGUGUUUAUUUUUUAUUUUUUGUUUUUUUUUUGUUUUCGAGUAGCUGAGAUGCAAAUGAAAUGAGCACGUGAACGUGACACCGCACGCCAGCGCAUGAUACACGUAACCUACAGUUCACCUAUGGCUGCGCGUAAACAAAAGUUUUAAAAUAUGUACAUAAAAUAAGUGAAUUUUUAGUGAAAAAGUAGUAGAUAUACGUAUGUAUGUGCACGCAUAGCUCAUACGGGCAGUGAAAUUUUUUACUUAAAAAAGUAAAAAAAAAAAAAAAUUAUUAAAAAAAUAUAUAAAAGUUGUGAAAAAUUCGCGAGCCAGCGUGUGUAAAAAUUUUAUUGAAAAAUAUUUAUCUACAAGUUUCAUAAUAACCAAGUAACCAUAAAACAGCAAAACCUACAUACAUACAUCCAUACAUAAGUCUAGGCGGCAACAGCAACAGCAACCGCAACCAUGAAUGCGGCGCAUAACAACAAUCGCCGCCGGCAACGCCAUAAGUUAGCAGGCGUUGCAGCCACACCACCUCGUCGGUCAUCAGCAAAAACGCCAGCCAUAUUUCUUACUGCGGCGACAUUAUAUUUAUGCCUGCAUAUUUGCUGCCAACUGCAGCUGGGCGAGGCACAUGUGGCGCUCACUUAUCCACCUGCGCGCAAAUACGAUUUGGACUUUUUGGAUAAUUCACGUACGAAGGGACCGUGUGGCAUGCCAAAAGGCACAAUACGCACAUCUUUGCUAUCCGGUUCAAAGUUUAAUGCCACUUGGCACUUAGCAUACCCGCAUAAGGGUGGCUUCCGCCUACAAUUACUUGACGAACUCGACCGGCCUGUGUUGGACCUGACGCCGCAUGUCAAUGAGUCGGAAUUCGUGCGCACUGAUGUUACUGCCCAGUCGUUUCAGGUUAGCAUACCCAAAGAUUUUGAAUGCCAUAACUGCACACUGCGCCUACUCCGCCAGGCUGACGAGUGGUCGGCUGGCUAUCGCUUUUGGUCGUGCGCCGAUGUUGACGUAAAGAAUCGCAAAGACUUCCGCGAGGCCUGUUCAGGCAAUGGAAAAUAUUUCCCAUCGCGUUGCAAGUGUGAGAAGAAUUACUAUGGGCCGAAUUGCCAGUACAGAGACGAAUGUUCCACCAAUCAAGACUGUGGCAGUCAAGGCAAAUGUAUCGACCUAGCGGGCACAUCACUGCCACGUAAACAGUGUUAUUGUAAUUUCGGCUGGUAUGGCAUUGGUUGCAACAAGAAAUCACCUUACCGGACCACCGAGUUGGAAAUGACUGCCUAUUCGAUGAAACAAUUAUCGCCUGAUUUUCGUCUCUACUGGCGUUUGCUGGAGGAGCUUAAAGAAAUUGAAGUGGUGCUCAAAGUAAAUGGCACAUCUUGGGUAGGUUUGGGUUGGCGACCGAAUUCGCUAAACGUGGAGUGUAAAAAUUUCCCGCUCAUACGUGAUAUCGGUGAUUUGAAGACUACUCUAACGCAAAAUGAACCAGUUGCCGUACCUGAGCCACAGCCAGAACCGGAACCAAGUGCCGAACCAGAACCAAAACCCGAGCCAGAGCCCACAGCAGAGCCUGAACCUAAAUCGGAGCCAGAGCCCCAACCAGAGCCAGAGCCAAAAUCGGAACCAGAACCAAAGCCAGAGCCUGAACCCACUGCUGAACCAGAAACCAUACCAGAACCUGAGCCGAGUUCUGAACCCACGCCAGAACCGGCAACAUCAACAAAGUCCAAACGCGUUGCUAAGCAUGAAGAUGAUAUAUUGCAAAAUAUGGAGGGUGUUACCUCAGUAGCUACUAGCGUUUCAUACCGCGUGAGCUCCUCAGCAGGACGUAGGAGACGUCAAGCACCAGAAACGAUCAAUGAUAAUUAUCCUGAACCAACGCCUGCACCUGAACCGCGGGCAGAACCUGAACCCGUCGCUGAACCGGAACCAAAAUCAGAGCCGGAGCCAAAACCUGAACCGGAGCCGAAAUCAGAGCCGGAACCAAAACCUGAACCAGAACCAAAGUCAGAGCCCGAGCCAAAAUCUGUGCCAGAGCCAAAGCCAGAACCCGAACCAAAAUCAGAACAUGAACCAAAGUCUGAGCCGGAGCCAAAGGCUGAACCAGAGCCAAAGCCUGAACCAGAACCAUCCCCGGAACCAGAACCUUCUUCUGUGCCGGAACCGUCUUCCGAACCGGAGCCUGCACCUGAACCAACUGCGGAGCCGGAACCGAAAGCGGUGCCAGAGCCUUCGGCCGAACCACAGCCACACGCUAAAAAUCAGCUUAAUUCCAAGCAAGCUAUUACCAAGAGUGAACCGAAGUUAAGACUGAACCCCUACACGCCCAAAUUCGACUUCAAUCCCAUGGAUUGCACUGAUAUAGUUAUAGGUUCGGCGCGUGGUAUGGCCAGUCGUGUUGGCGACUAUUAUACGCGCGAUCGUUCGACGCCACGAAGAGAUGAAUUUUACGGUGGUAAAUCGGAUCUCUCGCUCGGUACGGGCUUUGAAGAGAAUGGUACUACCACUAUCAUAUUCCGCAAGAAGCUUGUGGCUACUGAACCUACCGACCACACACUGGACGACACGUUGACGCAUGUGAUCUGGGCGAAGGGUCAGGAGCCCGGACAAUAUGUGCACAUACCAGCUUCUGGGAUCGAAACGGAAACAGCAUCGGUGAAGGAUUUCUAUCAACCGGACGAGUUGAAAUAUCAUGGACACAGAAUGCAACGUGGCGUUACACAACUGAAUUUCUUUGAGAAGGAAAAGACUGCCGCAGCAGAUGGGGUAACGGACGCUUCUACAAAUUUGCUAGACAACGAUUGCCUGGGCCAUUGGAAAUUCCCCAGCGAUUGUUCGCCUGAAAAUCACACUUGCGAAUACUACGCUCGUUGGGAGACUGUGGGUCGCGGCGAUGUAAUGCGUUGGUACAUCGAGACGUCCAAUACACAAACCUGGACUGGCAUUGGUUUCAGCGGUGAUGAGAAGAUGUCGCAAACAGACGCCAUUAUCGGUUGGGUAGAUCGCAAUGGACGUCCUUUCCUAAUGGAUACAUGGAUUAAUGGUUACGGCGCGCCGAAAUUAGAUGUGCGGCAGGACAUAAUCGGCACACCUACAGGCCGCAUCGAGCAUGGUGUGACGAUUUUGGAAUUCGAUCGCAAGCGCGUUAGCAAUGAUGAGCAGGACUUAUCAUUCACCGAUGAUCAUUGUCUUUAUCUAUUCUUUCCUGUAUUGGGUGGGGCAUUCCAUGCUGUCAACAAGAAAAUGGCCAAGCACGAACGCACGCCAACCAUUUCUGCCACGCGUGUGUGCAUUAAGUCCUGCGGCAAGGAACUGGAAAGCGUUUUUAAUACCGCAACGCCAGCGCCAAAUCGACUUGUGUAUGCUGUUGGUGUAAAACUCAUGAAUCUGGCUGAGUCGUUUGAAGCACCACAACCGGGUACCGUGGAGUUCAACAACUUGGCCGCCACUAUCUCAGACUCCUUCAAUGGCAUUCUCAACAAUAUUCCUGGUUACUAUAAGACGGAAAUUGUGGGCUUUGAAAAACAAGGCACAACAAUGGUGGCUAAAUUGCAAGCCAUGUUCGAUAAAGCCGACUAUGAGAAGGGCAAUGCGUUGGCAACCAAUACAGUAGGUGCGGAUAAUAGUGAAUCGGCAAAGAAUGGUGAUAUUGUAAAGGCAGCCCUGCAAGAUAAAAUUGCCACAGGCAAAGUGGGCUCACUGACGGUGGAUCCACAAUUCUUAGACUUCGAGGCAUUGGAAUAUAAAACAGCCAAUAAGGAUGACGAAACCUUACUUUCGUUCUUCGAACUCUCCGAAGUACGAUUGUACAUAGUGCUGGGCUUGAUAGCCGCUUUGGUAUUCAUUGCAUUGGUGCAAGCGAUCUGCACCAUCUGCAAGACAUCACGUAAAAAUAAAACACAAAAGGACAAACUCAUACAAAAUUCGCCUUGGAAAGAAUUCGCUUCGAACACCAACUACGCAUUCGACCCAUAUGGCGAAACUGAAGAGAAAAACAUCACAACAUCCUCGAGUGUCGUCGCCACGGGCAAAGAUAAGUUACGUAGUCGCUCUUCCAAUACGAACAGCCAACAAACCACGCUGCCCAUGUCCCAUUCACCCACCAGCAAAUCUCAACUCUACUACGACGGUUCUAACGGUCAUAGUGGCGGCAGUGGUCAUCACUCGCGCAGCCGCAAUCGGUAUGAUAACGGUACGCAUGAUUAUCGCAGCAAUGGACGCGUGCAGCGUAGCACCGGAAACAUUGCAGUUACAGCCACUGAGAAUGGCGGGGGACAUUACGAUCGCUAUGAGCGCGAUCGCAGCAAUGAUCGCAGCGCCGGUCCCUACACGCGUAGCUCUUAUGCUGAACGCGCCUACUCGUUGCCUCGUCAGCAGGCGCAACAACAACACCAUGCCAAUAUGCAGCCCUCUGGCUAUUACACGCAAGAGCGACGCGGCCAUCGUUCCAGCACGGCAGCAGCAGGAGGCGCGCCUGCGCGCGAAGAACGCAACAGUCGGCAUUAUCGCGAUGGUUCGCGUUCACGAGAAGAUCCACGUAUGAGCGCUAGCGGUGGCGCCGAUACGCCGGAUUUCUAUUUUAUGCCGUCACAGCGCAAGUACUCGGGUGAAGUGGUGCGAGUGUACGUGGACUAUAAUAAGGAUCCGAAUCAUUGAAGAGUAGCGCAAUGAGGUUGGUGGACGAUGGUACUGGAAAAGAGUGGGUUGUGGAAAUGUUGAGAAGAAAUACGGGAUGUGUCAAUAUUGUGUGCACAUACAGAAAAAUUGAAAUCGCACAACGGGUGUUUGGAAAAGGCGUGGAAAAUAUACAUACAUACAUAGUAGUUAUGUAUGUAUGUACAUAGAAAUUAAAAUGACAAAAUGCGUAGACGUUUAUAAAUGUCGAAAAUGUCUUAAGCGAAUCCAAUCAUCUUCUGUUGCUGCAUUAAUCGUUAUUUGUGCGCGUGUGUACGAUCUUACUUUCGUACUGCAUUGAGCGUUAAGGUCGUUGCGUAAGGGGUAUACUAGCAGCUCAAAAAAUACCUCAAACAAAAUGGAAAAAUCUAGAAGCGAGUUAUUUAUGAAAAAUAAAUAUAAAAAUACAUAAGUACAUAUAUUAAAUAGUAUGCAGUAAAGUACAACACAAUAAAGCAACUAGAGCUCCACACCAAACUUUUAAAUCAUUCAGACUUUAUAUGUACAGUAAGGUGUAUCACUCUUCAUAAAAACAAAAUAAUGUCGUUUUUUCGCCGAAGUUAUAAAAUGUAUAAUAUUUUAAGAUUUCCGCCGAAAUAUUUCGAAAAAAUAUUAAGAUUUGCGUGAGCUGGACUCAUUUGGAAAUACCUUAAAAAAUCGAGUUUUUUUAAUAAAUUUAGUUCUUUAAAAUAAUCUUUCUAUCUCAGAUCAUAGGAGAACUUAAACCUAAAAGGUCUGCUUGCGAAAAUGACGAGUUUUUAGGAGGUAUAUUCAAAAGGGUCCAGCUCAGGUAAAUUUUAAUAUUUUGCCGAAAUAUUUCGGCGGAAGUUUUAAAGUAAAGUAAAAUAAAUUUUAGAUCUUCGGUGAAAAAAACUAUAUUUUUUUGGUUAUGCACCCUAAUGUACAGCUAUAAGUAUUACAAGCUGAAUAAAACGCUGAACGUCUGCAAAGCUUGGGCGAAAUUCUAAUCUAACAAUAUUUUUUUUUUUAACUCAGCUCAUAAAAUAAGGGUAUUCUUGAUAUGCAUAUUAGUUUGAAAAAAAUUUAAAAAAAAUAUGAAAAAAGGGUGCUGAAGUUACAUUUUUACUUUAGAGUGGAACUCCACAAAAAGGCUUUCAGCACUUUAUUUAGCUAUAAGUUUUGUAUUGCGGCGAAUGCGCUGAAAGCCAUAACGUCUGAAAGCUUCGGUGUGAACUUUAUUUGGUAAAAUAUAUAGUUUGAAUGCACCUUCUUGGUAAACAAAAAAAAAAAAAAUGACUAAGUUAUAAGAUUCACAAAAAAAAUUAUUGAAGCUUUCGCAAACCCAGUUUGAAUACCCCUACUAAUAUAAAAGUCGUCGUUAUACAGAGAAAUAUUCAAUAAAAAAGUGCUGAGAUUUUAUACGUCAGUAGUCAUAUUUUCAUAAAAUUACUAAAAAAUAUAUAUAUGCAAGAGCGCCUUUGAAAUGAGUUUAAAUAUUAAGAAUAAAUUUAUAUAUUUAAAAUAAUAACUUAUAUACAUUAGGGUGCAUCACUUUCCAUACAAAAACGGUACUCUUUCUCCAGCGGCAAUAUAAAAUGUAUUCUAUUUUAAAAGUACCGCCAAAAUAUUUCGGAAAAAUAUUAAGAUUUACGCGAGCUGGACCUAUUGGAAAAUGCCUCCAAAAGCCCAUUUUUUUAUAAAUAAACAUAGAUUCCAAAAAUAUUCUUUCUCCUCAGAUGGUAGAAGAGAUUAAGCAUACAAAUUUUUAAAAAUUGUAUCAAUAUAAUCAAAAAACUAAGGAGAUUUUCGUAGAUAUUUUUUUUCAAAUCGGUCUAGC
Rhagoletis pomonella (apple maggot) is the source of this 7645-nucleotide messenger RNA. RefSeq lists its product as uncharacterized. Bases 1633 to 5829 code for a protein of 1398 amino acids. NCBI's taxonomy places the organism in Eukaryota, Metazoa, Arthropoda, Insecta, Diptera, Tephritidae. The record is from RefSeq and is a predicted model, not a curated record. The transcript is spliced from 14 exons.